Molecule: messenger RNA, 1023 nt
Organism: Gastrolobium bilobum
Lineage: Eukaryota; Viridiplantae; Streptophyta; Magnoliopsida; Fabales; Fabaceae
Exons: 1
Coding region: 1-1023 (340 amino acids)
Source: RefSeq, a predicted model, not a curated record
AUGGACAGAUUUCUAAGAAUCUGUGACAUUAACAAGCACCACGGAGUAUCAGAUGAUGCAAUUAGACUCUGGUUGUUCCCUUUUGCUGUAACCGGGAAAACUCUCAGAUGGUUGGAUCGACAAGCUCCUAACAGUAUCAGAACAUGGGACGACCUGGCAGCCAAGUUCUUUGCUGAGCACUUUUCCAUGGAGAAAUACAACAAGUUGGUUAAUGAAAUUACCAACUUCACUCAACAGCCAAGAGGGACUCUGUGUGUAGGUUGGACCAGAUUCCAAGAACUGAUCAGAAAGUUCCCCCAAUAUGAUUUUCCAGACGGGAAAAAAGUCAGGGUCUUCUACAAUGGGAUGACACCAGAUUCCAGAAUGAUUGUCAAUGUUGCAGCUGGUGGAACCAUAGGGAAGAAGACAACAGCUCAAACUUUAGAGCUGAUUGACUACAUAGCAAAGAACGGGAAUGCAUCUAUGGCAGUUCAACCAGUUCAACCAAAUAAGGGACUUCUGCAAUUGGGGAAUAAUGAUGCGGCGUUAGCUGAUCAGAAGAUUAUAUCUCAACAGCUCGCCAAUAUGAAUGCUAAGUUGGACAAGAUGCAAAUUUCUACAGCUCAAGUUAAUUCAGUUAACUGUGAGUAUUGCAAAGGAGAGCAUGAGACCAACGAGUGCCCAACACUUGUAGGAUCAUAUGCGUUCCAAGUUAAUGGAGUCUGGUAUGAUCCAAGACCACCGCAGAACUUCCAGAGGAACCAGAACAAUGCUCCAAGGAAUAAUUUCCAAAGGAGAGUUCAAGGGGGAGGUUUGGAUUAUAAAUCCAACAAUUACUUGCAACCUCCACCAAUCCUGCACAGUCAUACUUCUGAAUUAGAAAAGGAAUUAAUGCAAUUGACCAAGACUACUACUGACUAUAUACAAAGCACUGAUGCCUUCAGAAGUGAUACAAUCGCAUUCAUGCAAGAGAUCAGGAAUCAAAAAGCAUCUAUAAGGAAUCUGGAAACUCAAAUUGGGCAGUUGUCAAGACAAAUAGCUUAG